Messenger RNA from Plodia interpunctella (Indianmeal moth), 2385 nucleotides. RefSeq names its product Septin 4 (gene Septin4). Gene Ontology annotation, molecular function: molecular adaptor activity; GTPase activity; GTP binding. NCBI's taxonomy places the organism in Eukaryota, Metazoa, Arthropoda, Insecta, Lepidoptera, Pyralidae. Gene Ontology annotation, cellular component: microtubule cytoskeleton; septin ring; septin complex. The coding region runs from base 1064 to 2293 and encodes 409 amino acids. The transcript has 8 exons. Gene Ontology annotation, biological process: intracellular protein localization; regulation of exocytosis; cytoskeleton-dependent cytokinesis. The record is from RefSeq and is a predicted model, not a curated record.
AUAAUAGAUUCUUCGUUGUAUUAUCACUUCGCUUUUAAAUAACCGCGGUUUUGUAGACAGCUUUUGACUCCACAAUAGUUAUUAAAUAUACUUGCAUCACACCUAAUGUUGCCCACAUUGUUUUAAUGAGGUCAAAACCUAUUAAAGUUAUGGUACUGACUAUGCACCGGCCGGAUAGUGAGCGUGGGCGUCCAUUAAUUGUAGGCCUGAGAGAUGCCGGUCUCAGCGAAGUACAAACAACCGAGAUAGGUACUUCGGUACCGCUUGCAUCACCGGAUGCAGCCGCUGACUGUGCAUCUUUCAUACUGUGUGCAUUGCUUAGUUUUAAUGUGAGGUGAGCUAUGUUUCGAUAUAAGACGAAACAAUAAGACAAAUCGAACAAGUUGAUGCAAAGAACAUAGCCACCAUAACAAUUUGCAAUUUUAUGUAACAAAACUUAUAACGUUAUUCAUAUUUUCUGGCAUUCUCUCGACGGUUGACCCUAAUUUUGCACAGGGUUAUCAAGAUGUGUAUCUCAUAUAGCCUACUUCUUGAUGUGUGCUUACAUUGUCCAAAAUCACAAGUGUACUUUAUCUUGAAUGUUGUCGCUAUUGUUACCAAGAAGUCUGUACGUUAGUACAAGCAGAAUGUUUCUCUUUGGGUACUUUUCCGUAUAAAAAUAUCAAUACAAAAGACAUAAACGCGUUAUUGAAGAUUUCAAGGAUCGUAUAUUUGAUAAUUAUACUUAUUAACAGUCGGAUCUGUUAAUGGGUGACGUAAAUUAACACUAAUGUCCAACCUGCGGCAGUCCGUCAGUAUGUAACUGUGCGCGCGAGCAGUGCGAACGUGCGCGUGGAGCCGGAAAAGCGCGCGCGGCCGCGAUCAUCCUCGCACAGCCGCGAGCCCAGCUCACGUACACCUACCAAAUACGUACUAAGAGCACCACAACGACAUGACAUUCCAUACAAUGGAACUUUAUCGAGCGUGACGGGUUCCCGUGUUUUUGGCCUACUUUUUAACUAAGCCUGAAAAACAGUUCCUAGUGUUUACAUUGCUCAUCGAAAGAUAGUAACAAUCCAGCGACAUGGAAAACGAUGACUCUUUCACUAUCGUAGAUAUCAACAUAGAUAGUAACAAAGAAAAUGAGAUCGGAGAUAAAGCCAACGACGAUAAUCGCAACUUCAAAUCGCCAUUCCCAACAGUGAUUAAAAUUCAACGGGAGCGAGGCGAACGGGACUACAUCGGGUUCGCGACCCUGCCGGAGCAGGUGCACCGCAAGUCAGUCAAGCGGGGCUUCGACUUCACCCUCAUGGUGGUCGGCGAGUGCGGCCUUGGCAAAUCCACCCUCAUCAACAGCCUCUUCCUUGGAGACCUGUACAAAAAUAGAAAAAAUCCUGAUGUACAAGAUAGAAUAGAAAAGACCACGACAAUAGAAAAGAAAACUAUGGAAAUCGAAGAGCGGGGCGUGAAAUUGAGGCUGACGAUAGUGGACACGCCGGGGUUCGGCGACUCGAUCAACUGCGAGGACUCGUGGCGAGUGUGCUCGGCCUACAUCGACGAACAGUUCAGGCAGUACUUCACAGACGAGAGCGGCCUCAACAGGCGGCACAUGCAGGACAAUAGGGUGCACUGCUGCCUGUACUUUGUACCACCUUGGGCGCAUAGUCUUCGGCAGGUGGACCUGGAGAUGAUGAAGAGGCUCCACCGAAAGGUAAACAUCGUGGUGGUGAUUGCCAAAGCGGACUCGCUCACAGCCGCCGAGGUCAAGAAACUCAAAGCCCGCAUCCUCUCAGACCUCGAAGAGCAUCAGAUACAGGUUUACCAGUUUCCCGAAUGUGACAGCGAUGAGGACGAGGAGUUCAAGCAGCAGGACCGCGAGCUGAAGGCGGCGGCGCCGUUUGCGGUGGUGGCCGCCGACAGCGUGCUGGAGAUCGGCGGCAAACGCGUGCGCGGCCGCCAGUACCCCUGGGGCAUCGUCGACGUGGAGAACCCGCGGCACUCGGACUUCACGAAGCUGCGCACGAUGUUGAUCUCGACGCACAUGCAGGACCUGAAGGACGUCACGCAGGACGUGCACUACGAGAACUUCCGUGCGCAGUGUAUCUCGCAGAUAUCACAGCACGCCAUGAGGGAACGGGGAAAGUUGAAAAGAGAUUCUAUGGGCAAUAAUAACGAACAAGUAGUUAUAACAGACACCGACCGUUUGCUGCUGCAAAAGGAUGAAGAGAUCCGACGCAUGCAGGACAUGUUAACGCAAAUGCAAGAGAAACUCAAAGCUUCCGACAAGAAACACGACAGUAUUAUAGAUGUAUAGGAUAUACUGUAUCGUAUGACUUAGCGUUAUGUAUAAUCCACCUAAGAUAUGUACCUACCUUACAUAAUAAUAAAAUACACUACUAAAACCUC